Didymosphaeria variabile is the source of this 1164-nucleotide messenger RNA. RefSeq names its product Protein-lysine N-methyltransferase efm5. The transcript has 7 exons. Gene Ontology annotation, molecular function: protein-containing complex binding. The record is from RefSeq and is a predicted model, not a curated record. Lineage: Eukaryota; Fungi; Ascomycota; Dothideomycetes; Pleosporales; Didymosphaeriaceae. Gene Ontology annotation, cellular component: mitochondrion. The coding region runs from base 1 to 1164 and encodes 387 amino acids.
AUGGCCUCGCCCCUCCGCUGUGCGCGCUCUGGAGCCGCAUUCACGGCCCAGAUUCCCUCGACCAUGCGCGCCGCGAAUCUGCCUACCGUUUGCCGCCGAUAUUUAAACCAAGAUGUCAGAAUCACCCGGACCGGCAAGCCUAUCCUGACCGUGGCAGGCGGCAGAUCUUCCCUUGGAGGUUAUACCGCGACUGUGUUUGGAGCAACUGGCUUUCUGGGACGCUACAUUGUGAAUCGCCUCGCGCGCUCGGGAUGCACUGUCAUUGUGCCCUUCCGCGAGGAGAUGGCGAAGCGACAUCUCAAGGUUGCCGGUGAUCUCGGCAGGGUGGUGUUCUUGGAAAUGGACUUGCGCAACACACAAUCCCUGGAGGAGUCCGUUCGACACUCUGACAUUGUCUACAACCUGAUUGGCCGUGACUACCCUACCAAGAAUUUUGACUUGGAAGAUGUACACGUGGAGGGCACGGAACGCAUCGUGGAGGCUGUCGCCAAGUACGAUAUUGACCGAUAUGUGCACGUUUCUUCGCACAGCGCCAGCCUCGACUCCCCAUCCGAGUUCUACCGCACCAAGGCCCAAGGCGAACAAGUAGCCCGGAACAUCUACCCCGAAACUACGAUCGUACGGCCCGCGCCUAUGUUCGGUUUUGAGGAUCGUCUUCUGAACCGUCUCGCUGGCGCAACUAACGUCUUGACUUCGAACUGGAUGCAAGAGUAUCUCUACCCCACGCACGUCAUCGACGUUGGCAUGGCCUUGGAGAAAAUGCUGCAUGACGACACCACCGCCGCCGAGACUUUCGAGCUCUAUGGCCCGACCGGUUACACCAUGGCCGAAAUCAAUGAGCUCGUUGGCAACGAAAUUAUCAAGAACAGGCGUCACGUCAACGUUCCUAGGAGACUACUCAAGCCCAUUGCUGCUGCGCUCAACAAGUACAUCUGGUGGCCUACCAUUUCAGCGGACGAGGUCGAGCGAGAGUUUAUUGACCAGACUAUCGACCCUAAGGCCAAAACAUACAAGGAUCUCGACAUCGAGCCCGUAGACCUAAAGAGCGUGCUCUACGAGUACCUGAAAGGAUAUCGAAGCCCAUCAUACUACGACCUUCCACCCAUGACGGAGCGGGAGAAGCGAGAAGAGAAGAAGUAUCUCCAUGUCAUCGACGACCAAUAG